AUGAAGCACAUAGAGCCUGUUUUAUGCGCAGAAGGAAUUAUUAAUGGCAUUACACUAGAAAUCAGACAAGGGAGUAUCUUGGAUUUAGAUGUUGAUGCAAUUGUAAAUGCAGCAAAUGACAAACUCGGAAAUCUUGGAGGACUAGCAGGACAAAUUAUUAAUUCUGCAGGGCCAGAUGUUCAAAAAGAAUGCGAUGAAUAUAUUAGGAAUAACUAUUUUGUCAAACCUGGAACAGUUGUAGAAACAUCAGCAGGAAAAUUAAAUUUCAAGUCAAUUUUUCACACAGUUGGACCGGUAUUUGAGGGAGCAAAAGAAACAGAAUACCAACGUGAAACUCUCUUCGAAUCGAUAUUAUUUCCAAUUAUUGAAGCUAACAAAUUAAGCUACAAGUCAAUUGGAAUCCCUGGAAUCUCUUGUGGGAUUUUUGGGUAUCCAAUAGAAAAGGCUGCUCUAAGGCACAUUGAAGCUUUCAUAGUCUUUGCAGGAAAUUAUCAAUUUUAUGUAGAGAAAAUUAGCAUAAAAAAAGUUGUUUUUAGCUUAUAUACUGAUACAGAGUUAAACCUAUUUCUUGAUGCUUUGAUGACAAAAUUUAAAGCAUUUGAAUAUAUAAAAUAUCUAGGAUUAAUAAAGGAGAGAGAACUUUUACCAAAUCAUGGGUAUUGCGAAGUUUGCAAUCACUUAAUUCCAGAUGCAGAGAAUUAUAUGAAUAUCAGUCAAUUAUGCUGCAAUAAGGUGUGCAAUUUUUGUAUUUUUCAGCACCAACUUUCCUCUUGCCCUAGAGAUGGUUUUUUAUUUCCUGAAGAUGUAAGAGGAAGCUUUGGCAGCUAUAUUUUAUGUAAAGAUUGCAAAAUUUAUGUAAACAUAGAAUCAAGCGUGUGCUCAUGCAGGCAACUGUGCUAUAAUUGCUUAGUCAACAACCAUAGAAUAUUUCAAGAUUGUGUGUGCAUUUGUGGGCAAGUGAUCCAAUUUUAUAGUUAG
Blepharisma stoltei is the source of this 978-nucleotide messenger RNA. The record is from the annotation of a GenBank genome assembly. Lineage: Eukaryota; Ciliophora; Heterotrichea; Heterotrichida; Blepharismidae.